ACGUCAUUUGCAAUUAUUGCUGGAUAAAACAUCUACACUCAUUAUUUUGUGUGGGAUUAAAAUGCCGCCUAAAACACGAAAACGGACAGCUGAACAGCGCGAGGGUGGAGAGAAGCGGAAAAAACGGCCCUCUCCGGUACAUCACGAACUAUUGAAGUUGCCGAUUGAGCUCAUCCAUCGCAUCAUGGCUAAGGUGAGCUUUCGGCAGCAGAAACGGAUGCGCAAUGUCUCCCAGAAGUUGCGUGACACGCAGACCGCCUACAUCAUGUACUACCAUCGCAACUACGUCCGCAAAUUGAAGCGCCUAGAGGCGAAGGCGGAGGCGAAUGGGGGUAAGGAUGUUGAUGUUGAUGUUAAAAGGAUGAAGUCAGUUCUAUCUCUAUUGCAUAUUUUAGAUCAGGCCACCAGCUUCUACGUAAGCGCCGGCUAUUAUUCGCAGUUCGCCAACAAUUUGCUUCCGUUCCACGCAAAACUCGAGAUGGGACAGGAAGGUAUUGAAGUGCUGAGAUCACAUAGGUUUAUCGACCACUUCUACGACGAAUUCGAGCGUGUUCCCUCAACCUUUAGUGACAAAGAGACAACCGUGAUGCACUUGCGCCUUAUUUACACCGUUACAUUAUUAAAUUUACUGCGCAAAUUUCGGUAUUUUCGUAUUCUGAGGUUCGAAAACUCAAUCAUGCAUUUCAAAAUUGCUUUGGAAGUAAAAGACGCAUUUAUAGGCGUCAUUUUUGAAAGUAUGACGGCGCGCCAGUUCAGCUCGCGGCGCGGUUUGCGCGUGGCAUUUAUUUCCAUAGUUAACCAGCUGUUGGAACAGGAACAAUUAUAUUACGGAGUUAACGGCUCGUAUCAGUACGUUGCAAAAAUGAAUGGUAUCUUCCAUUAUGGCUUGGAAAGGACACGGGCCAGACGGUGUACCCGCCUUAACCUGAUUUUUAGCGUUCUAGCUCCGCGUAGUGUUUGUCAUCUAUUAAGGGAUGCCAUUCAUGGACUCGUUGAUCCGGAUAAGCCAAUUCCUCUAUUGAACACGGCAGUAUUCAACGUGCGCUUGGAUGUGAAGAGCGUGAGAAGUCUAGAAUGUGUUGAAGAUCAGGACUAUCACAUAAAUAUAACGUAGUUUUAGAGUAAAAGCUUGCAACAGUCCAAGUUGGAAAGUCGUGUUUUUAGAGAUUAUUACAUGGUUCAUGAAAAUCGCCUAUUUCGCUUUUCAAAAUCAAAGAUGUAUGCAAAAUAAUUCAAUGUUUCUGAAAUAUAUUCCAAUUAUGUAAAAUCACUUAUUGUUAAAAAAGAAAACAAAAAUAUAUUUUAACAUUAUGGUUAUCCA
Scaptodrosophila lebanonensis is the source of this 1321-nucleotide messenger RNA. RefSeq lists its product as uncharacterized. The record is from RefSeq and is a predicted model, not a curated record. The transcript has 4 exons. The coding region runs from base 62 to 1114 and encodes 350 amino acids. NCBI's taxonomy places the organism in Eukaryota, Metazoa, Arthropoda, Insecta, Diptera, Drosophilidae. Gene Ontology annotation, molecular function: protein binding.